UGCUGUCGGAGCGGCCGGCAGUUCCCGCAGCCGUGGAGGUGGAGGAGCGUGGUGUCUGGUUCUGAUGCUUGUGUCUGUGUAAUAGGUGUCUUUACAUAGGAGGAAAGCAAAUGGAUCUCCUGCAGAACUCAGCACCCCUGGCCAGCAGGCUGCGAAACACCCUGGUUCAGUACCACAGCAUCGGAGACAGCGAGUGGAGGGUCACCAAGAAAACCAAAGAUGCAACUGUGUGGCGUAAACCAUCAGAGGAAUUCAGUGGAUACCUCUACAAAGCUCAAGGAGUGGUGGAAGAUGUUACUAACAGAAUAGUGGAUCACAUUCGCCCUGGACCUUAUAGGCUAGACUGGGACAGCUUAAUGACAACAAUGGACAUCAUGGAAACAUUUGAUGAGAACUGCUGUGUGAUGCGCUACACCACUGCUGGCCAGCUCUGGAACAUCAUAGCACCAAGGGAGUUUGUUGAUUUCUCUUAUACUACAAGCUAUGAAGAUGGGAUUCUAACAUGUGGUAUAAGCCUAGAUUGUGGAGAGGUGAGACCUAACUUUGUCCGUGGAUUCAAUCACCCUUGUGGUUGGUUCUGUGUCCCUCUUAAGGACUAUCCUAGCCACAGUCUUUUGACAGGCUAUAUUCAGACUGAACUGCGAGGGAUGCUACCACAAUCUGCAGUGGACACUGCCAUGUCUAGUACCCUGGCCAAUUUCUACUCUGACCUCAAAAAGGCACUUAAAACAAACAAACAGUGACUUAAGAGCUCAUGCAUUUCUUGUAAUCAAAUGCUAUUGUUUAGCUUGGCAUAGGUUAGCUACCAAGUGAAGAAGUGACAUUGUCCCUGAAUGAUACCUGAACCUUUAUACUGAGGGAUCCAAACAACUUUAUAAAGUACUUUUUAAUGUGAUACUUAGCAUACCUUCCUAAUUCAUGGUGUGAGAUUCUGUUUCCUGCUCAGCACUGUGCAGCUGUGUGAGGAGUAGUCUGAAUCCGUAAACCUCUGGCUUUUUAGGUAGAAAACACAAAGAUGGGGGGGGGAGGGAAGGCGGGCUUGAAAAAUGCAGCACGAACUCAGCUGUCUUCAAUAGUACUGAGAGUGGAGUGCUUAGCAUUUUGCUGGCGCAGGUUGCUGUACAGGCAGCAUCUCAUUGAAGAUGUGAUUUUGUAAUACAUAUAUUUUUAUAUUUACUUAAACUUUAUUUAUUUAGUUUGUACAGGUGCAUCUGUAAUUUGUUUUACAAAUUCAGUUGAUCAUGGGGAUAUUACAUAGUUAAGUUAUAAAAUGAUACUAUUUGUAAGAAAGCUAUUUGCUCUUGUUAGCAAAAAUAAGUAUUCAUUGUUGGCAUUUCUUCAGUGUUGUAACUGUAACUUAUUUAACUAUUGUAUAUAACAGUCUCAGUGCACAGGUAAAGAAAUGCCCCUACAGCUGAUCCAAAGCUCAUGUAAAUCAUCUAAUAUAUUUCCAUAGUUCUUAGUGGGCUCUAAUCACACAGUUGUCAAAAUA
Molecule: messenger RNA, 1492 nt
Organism: Neopsephotus bourkii (Bourke's parrot)
Lineage: Eukaryota; Metazoa; Chordata; Aves; Psittaciformes; Psittacidae
Gene: STARD4
Product: StAR related lipid transfer domain containing 4
Exons: 6
Coding region: 111-743 (210 amino acids)
Biological process (GO): cholesterol transport involved in cholesterol storage; cholesterol import; intracellular cholesterol transport
Cellular component (GO): cytosol; endoplasmic reticulum
Molecular function (GO): cholesterol transfer activity; cholesterol binding
Source: RefSeq, a predicted model, not a curated record